This is a messenger RNA of Exaiptasia diaphana, 1228 nucleotides long. Its product is annotated as prostasin. Gene Ontology annotation, molecular function: serine-type endopeptidase activity. The coding region runs from base 155 to 1111 and encodes 318 amino acids. The transcript has 5 exons. The record is from RefSeq and is a predicted model, not a curated record. NCBI's taxonomy places the organism in Eukaryota, Metazoa, Cnidaria, Anthozoa, Actiniaria, Aiptasiidae. Gene Ontology annotation, biological process: proteolysis.
UUACGAACUAUCAGUCUAAUCAACACUACCUGUGCUGGUCAAGUGACCACAUUGAGCCAACGUGUAUAUUGCGCAAACGGGGAGACUGCUACCAUUACACACGGUUGAUCUUUUAUUCAAAAGCUUUUCAUUGUUGUUCAAGAAUAGAUCAAGAAUGAAGUCUCUUUGGUUCAUCACUUUUCUUGUGGCCGUAGGAGUGUGGAAAACCGAGAGUCAAUAUCCAGGUGUUUUUGAUGAAGAAACUGAGGGUGACGCGGGUAUUUGGCGUGGAAGUAGAGUUCUCAGGGGACCGAAACCCCUUAAAAGAAGUGAAAAAAUAUGUGGAAAGCGAUUUCUUAACAAAAAGGAUCAAGAUAAAAGAAUUGUGGGUGGCGAGGAGAGUAAGCAGGGUUCGUGGCCGUGGCAGAUUGCAUUGUUCAUAAACGGAACUCACUACUGUGGAGGCUCACUCAUCAAUGAUAUGUGGGUUGUUACCGCUGGACAUUGCGUAGCUUGGCCUCAUGACAACACAGACCACCCUGAAUAUUUCACCGUGAAGCUCGGGGAACAUAAACUUCGUGAGUUUGAAGAAUAUGAAAAAAGCAGGAACGUCGAGAAGAUUGUUUUGCAUCCUGGCUACGUACUGAAAUAUUUAGACGCGACUGGUAAUAGCUAUUACCUCGACAAUGACAUUGCUCUUUUGAAGCUAUCUUCGCCAAUUAAGUUUGAUAAGUUUAUCAGGCCGAUUUGCCUCUUGAAAAACAACAUGAGGUUCGAAUGGGGUGAAGAAUGCUACGUCACCGGAUGGGGCCACACCAAGUACCAAGGCUCUCAACCCGAUGCUUUAAGAGAAGCGAAAGUAAAGCUUGUUUCCAAUGAGGUGUGCAAUCUCGAAAAAUCUUACGGAGGGCGAGUCCAUGACGUUUCUCUGUGUGCUGGUUUCGAGGAAGGUGGCGUCGAUGCUUGCGAAUAUGAUAGUGGCGGUCCACUUUCUUGUAAGAAAGGAGGGAGAUUCUACCUGACAGGGUUAGUGUCGUGGGGAGAUGGAUGUGCCCGACCCCAUAAGUACGGCGUCUAUUCCAAUAUGAUGAAGUUGACGCCUUGGGUUAGAGAUAAUAUCAAAGCACCAUAGAACUUGUAUUGCCUGACUUGAAAUGGGUCAAAAAAUAUCCAAUCGAAAUACAACAUUAGAUGUUAUGUCAUACGAAAAAUAGUGUAACUGGGAAAUAAAAUUGUAAUCUGGGUAAUA